UCGCCGACUUCCACAUAGAUAACAGACGUGGAUCGUCUAGCUACGACGAUCCACGGAACCGAACUUUCUUCGGUCCAGAUCUUCAUGAGUUUCCACUCCCUCUCCAGUUCUUCCCACAUCCCCAUGGUAGCCCAACCAAGCCGGCGAUUUCGGCCACUAGUUUAUUGGCACAUUGCCAGCCAUGGGCAUAUGUCAACCUCCUAACUUUCUCCACCUCCCCUUGCCUUCUCUUGUUGACAAUCCACUUUAUUACUCUUCCCUCUGUGGUGUCAUUAGCAUCACAUCAUAUCCUUCACAGGCAGCAAAGCACAGCACACUUGCAGCUGCAGCAGCGCCAUCCCUUCCCUUCUCCUCAAGCAUCAACCAAUCUUCCUCCCUCCCACUUCCACACACGCACUCCACCUUGCCAUCUCCGAUCCCUUCGACGACGAUCGGGGCCAUGGGCGCCGGCGGCGUCCGGGAAGAUCAUCAGGAGGCCGGCACGCCGCCUGCCAUGGCGGUGCCGCCGGUGCUCGUCAAGGGGAAGCGCAGCAAGAGGCAGCGCGUGCACGCGCCGCCGGUGGUGCUGUCCGCGUCCGCGUCGGCUUCGGCGGCGCCCGAGUGGUCUUCGUCCGCGGCGUCGGCGGCCACGGCGCCGGCGGAGGAGGAGUCCGGGACGUCGCGGUCGGACGAGGCCGCGUCGAGCGGCGGCGGCGGAUGCCUCACCGAGGAGGACGAGGACAUGGCGCUCUGCCUCAUGCUCCUCGCGCACGGCGUCCCGGCGGCGGCGGCCGUGGGGGCGAAGGAGGACGAGGUGGCGGUGGUCGUCGCCAAGGAGGCCAGGUUCAGGAGCCGCCGUCCGGCCGACGGCGCCGCCGCCGGCGAGUACGUGUACGAGUGCAAGACGUGCAACAAGUGCUUCCCGUCGUUCCAGGCGCUCGGCGGCCACCGCACCAGCCACAAGAAACCCCGCCUGGUCCCGCCGCCGCCGGCGCUCACAUCCGAAGACAGCAGCAGCAAGGCGGCCGCCGCAGCCGAGCCAGCCGCGCCGUCUCCGUCGCUCCCGCCGACGCCUCCGCCGCCGGCGGAAUCGACCGCCGAUGCAACAGUGCUCGCGAUCCCCGUCCGGGUCCCCGUGGCGCCGAAGCAAGAGCAGCAGGACGCCGCCGCCGCCAUCGUCGUUGUCGCCACCAGCAGCGUCCACUCCAAGCACCCGCGGGUGCACGAGUGCUCCAUCUGCGGCGCCGAGUUCGGGUCGGGCCAGGCGCUGGGCGGGCACAUGCGGCGGCACCGCCCGCUCAUGCCGGCGGCGGCGCGGGACGACGCGCCGAGGAAGGAGAAGAGCCUCCUGGAGCUGGACCUCAACAUGCCGGCGCCCUGCGACGAGGUGGCAGCAGAGGCCCGGGCGGUGACGUCGCCGCGGUUCGCGUUCGACGUCGCGGAGAGGCCGGCAGCGGCGGCGCCCCUUCUCUUCCCGGCGUCCGCCGCGUCGGCCCUGGUUGACUGCCAUUACUAGUAACCACCAAUUAGCUCUCUGCUUCUCAGCUGAUACAUAAUUACUACAUACAGUACACACAAUUCUCCUUGUUGUCUGAAUACUUUUUUUAUUUUCUCUUCUUUUUGGGGUAUUUUUAUUCCAUUAUUUGUUCAAAUGAUUUGGAAUGGGCGAUGUGAAUUAUCGGUACAGAAAUAUGUUUGAGAUUUGACCUGUGUGAUUAAUUCUAUUAAUUCAUUGAUUGAUUUGGAUUUAUUUCCA
Messenger RNA from Setaria italica (foxtail millet), 1735 nucleotides. Its product is annotated as zinc finger protein ZAT5-like. The coding region runs from base 182 to 1495 and encodes 437 amino acids. The transcript has a single exon. Lineage: Eukaryota; Viridiplantae; Streptophyta; Magnoliopsida; Poales; Poaceae. The record is from RefSeq and is a predicted model, not a curated record.